GCUGCCGACGCCGGAGCGCCCCCGGAGGGCCCGCCGCUGACGUUGGCGGGCUCGCUGAGACAGGCGCAUAACCGCCGUGUGGCACGGCUGCUAGCAGGUUUCAUGGCUGCGCUGGCAGUGGUUCCUGUCGUGGGACUUCUCGCUUGCGAGCGCCUGCUUCGUGGGCUAGUUCCCGAUGAUGCUACGCGGUUGACGUACAGCGGUGCCCUUGCAGUUCUGUUGGUGAAUUUGGUCAUGGCAUCUUAUGUCCUUUGGUGUUUUCUCGAAGAUGAUGGUGGCGCAACUGACCAGAAGGGUGCGGGAAGCCUUCCGACAGACGUGAAGGCAGGCGCGGCAAGUUCGCAAGGCCAGGAGCCCAAGCAAGUCAGUGAGACCAAGUGCGGUGACGAGAACGUGCCACCGAAAGAAGCGAAGAAACACAUCUGAGGCAGGGUGCAGGGUAGGAGUAGGAGCUUAGCUGCGCCGUGCUGAAGCAGGCGUGGCACACGUUAGUAUGCCCACGCUCCGCGGAGGGCCUGCGCGCAUGUACGAUGUGAGGUCUCUUUGUCAGCAUAAUUUUCUCUUUCUCUCUCUCUCUCCACUUGUCCCCAGUUCUGUUGGCAUCAGAGUGCGCCGACGGCACGCCCGCUCUGUGCUGCCACGCGCAGGUGCAUGUGCCAACCACUAUUACGAGAAAUACAGUUACCCCUUCCGCUGCAUCCUUGCGUGUGCCAGCCACUGUGGCGACGCUCCCGUGGCCUGUCACGCUCUCCCGAGGCUCGGUCCAUACCUCGCACCACCGCUGUGACUGAUACCCCCCUGGCCCCUGGCGCCGCAACGCUCCCCCUCCCCCUCUGGUUGGAGCGUGUUUCUUGAUUGCUUGGGGCAUAUUGGGCAUUAUACCCCCCGGCCCCCCCUCCCCCGCCCCUAUAACCGUUACAUGAUACCCCCCCAGGCCCCCUUCCCCCCUCCUAUAAUGCCCAGUAUCGCCGAACAUAAAAAACGCGCUCUUGUCCGGCCGGACAGGACUUCCUGCAACUCCGCCGAUUGAAGGAUAUCCGCAUUCGCGGCUCCUGAGAGGCGGCCGGCAGCCCGAGGCCAACGCGGAUCUGCCGCAACUGGAGCCCACUCAGGGCAGCAUGUAGAGGAGGAGGAGGAGCAGGAGGAGACGUUCCCGAGAGGAGACGUUCGCGUGACCGCGGGGCGCCUGCACGCGGCCGGCCGCCGCGGCGAGACACCUCCUCCGCGGGCGGCCGCGGGUGCACGGCCCUGCCGCCGCCUGGCCGUCGGCACGCAGGGCGGCAGCGCCUGCGGCAACCACGGCCAUGGGCGACGGCGACAACGGUGAAUGCCACGGCGACGGCCCACGGCGGCGGCAACGACGGUGACGUCGUGGCUCGCCUUCGCAGCUUCCAGUGGAUGCCGCACG
Molecule: messenger RNA, 1408 nt
Organism: Prorocentrum cordatum
Lineage: Eukaryota; Dinophyceae; Prorocentrales; Prorocentraceae
Source: the annotation of a GenBank genome assembly